This is a messenger RNA of Dinoponera quadriceps, 9282 nucleotides long. RefSeq names its product ectopic P granules protein 5 homolog (gene Epg5). The transcript is spliced from 30 exons. Bases 323 to 7957 code for a protein of 2544 amino acids. The record is from RefSeq and is a predicted model, not a curated record. Lineage: Eukaryota; Metazoa; Arthropoda; Insecta; Hymenoptera; Formicidae. Gene Ontology annotation, cellular component: cytoplasm. Gene Ontology annotation, biological process: autophagosome maturation.
UAAGCGACAUUGUUUAGACCAGCUGAUCAAAAACAGUUCCAUCAAGGUGUUAAUGACGUUGUUGCAGAAUUAUCUGAAGUCGACCGAGGCGAAGACGAUGAUUAAAACAACAAUAAACGUCUAUGAACAAGCGAAGUACUGUUGUCAAAGCCUUCGGUGUAUUCACUUAUUCUUGUUGACACUCAACAUACUGUGAACAAGUGCUCUAAAAUUAUCUCGAGUUUCAACGGAGACUUUUCUCCGAGACUUUCGGAAAACACCCAGUAAUUUACGUUGAUCCAUUGCUGAUUAGUGAACCCGGCUGCCAUCCUAUUGUUUCAACAUGGAGAAGCAGAAGCAACGACAGAAAAAGAAACGGGAAAAGCAACGUCACUCGAUCCUGGAACAUCAGAUACCAGAUGCUCCAACGCUGGAAGAAUUCGAAUGCUUGCUCGGGGAAUCACCCACAAAUUAUCCCAAGGGCGAAGGUGUGGAGAAUAUGGAAAGUGAGUUGCACUCAGCGGCUAUUGAUACUGAUGUUUACGAAAAGGAGAUUGCUGAGCAAGCAGCUCAUGAAAACGAGUGCAGUCUGCAAGUAGAAACAACCAGCAAGAUACUGCCAUUACAUGAAAAUACCCGCGACGAAGUUGACACUAUCCUACCUCUCUCAGUGACAGACAAUACCUUGAAUAAUCAAAUAGAGCAAGUUCAGGUAAGUGUCACCACAAUUCAACUAGUUGAUAUCCCAUCAACUGCCACUGAGGAGCCCAAGCAAGCAGUACAAGUCACUGAAGACCUAAACGUGAAGAUUCCGUGUCAGAAGCAGGCAGAGGCUCUAGAAAUCAAGAAGGACGCGCAGAAUGCUUUCAAGGAGGUCAAACCAUUCACAGAACAGCAACUGGCAUCUUUGUACAGUAAUCAAGAAUUGUCACUGGUGGACAUAUUUGUGAACGAGUUCACGGAGACGCAGCUGAGAUGCGGGCCGCUUAGGCAGCAGCACAGGUUGCACGAGCUAUUGAUGGGUUACCUGAGAGUGAGGAAUCACUUCAUCGCGAAUUCGUAUGAGCUGGAUCGCUUGAAGAAGAACUGCCGGGAGACUCAGAAGCAACUCUGGUACCUGGAGAAGACCUCGAUGACGGAGAGCGGCGAAUGCCAGGACGGCAAUCCAGUUGCCGCCAGCCAUGAGUACGCGAUCGCCCACUUCAACCAGCAGACUCUGGUCGCGCUCUCUAGAACUUUGACGGCCAUUAAGGACGCUCUGCACAAUAGCCAGGCAUUGUAUUGUUACGAGGCGGAAUCUUUGCGCCUGCAGAUCGAGCAUUACGUGCAACGAGUCGCCCGGAGUUUCAGCGAGUUCGCCAGCCUUCCGCAGACAGGUCCGGCGAAUCUCCUGCCGGAGCAAUCACCGUCACAGACGGCUCCGCAGCUGGUGGAGCUCAGGAUGUGCGUGACGAUUUUGUUCAACUUCCAGCGGCGAGUCCUCAAAGAUGGAAAGUUCGUCACAGACACGAGAGAGUGGCUGUCGAAGCUGGUGGCGAUCCUCCUGAGGGUCGCCACAUGGCAGGAUCAUUUGUUUUUACUGAACCACAUCUUACGGUGUCCUGGCGGCGUAAUGAAUUGGGCCAAGUCGUUCGUGCAAGCACCAGUGCGCCCGAAAGUGACGGGAUUGUGCUCCUCGCCGUUCAGUGAUCCAUAUCUCGAUCACAUGAUCGCCACUCUCGCAGUGAUCCUGUUGCCGAUCAAAGAACGGGAUAAAUUCCUGGAGCAGGUACAGGUAUCCUUGCAGGAUACUUCGAGUAGUCCAGGCGACACGGUAUGGGUGAUGUUAGACGAAGAAGGCGAGGAAGAUGAGGACAUCGCCAAUAUUGGCGCUAACCUGUUUGAGAGCGACUUGAUUUCCCUUCUUCAUCAGAUUCCGCUAGACAAGCUCUUCCAGCAAGUGCUUUUUAUACAGCGUCAGAAUAACAGAUAUCAUCAGGAGGAAAACGCUAUCACAGACCAUCACAUGCUACGUCUCUUCGCAUUCUACACGACACUCGUCAAACUCCUCAAACAGGGUCUGAAGACUUACGACUCGCCAAGAUACAGGCAGUUGGCGAAGAGGCUCAGCGCCCUAAUUAGAGACGUCGUUCAGUAUGCCAGCGAUCAGUGGGAAAUAUUCGACAGGAGCAAGGUAAUUGAUGAGUCAAUGCUGCUGAAACUGCAAACCGAGUACGAUUGCUUCUUCGUAAGAGCGAUCCUCUGCAUCUUCUCGUCGCGACGUUUAGGUGCUUGGCAGUACCUCGCCGCGAUACCAUAUCACAUUAUAUCGUCCUCCACCCUAUGGCACAUCUUCUAUAUUCUACACACCGAUUCUGUACCUGGCGACGCAGCAGUAUUGAAUAUGUCGGCUGCUGAUUGGGAGGCUGAGUUAAGCUGCCCUCAACUUCAUAAUCAGUUCGAGGAGAAGCUGUGCGACAUGCCCGGUGACGAGUCCUAUUUUCUGCUAACUACCUUCGCUAACAUGGCCAUAGCAAGAGGCUACCAGGACUACGAUUUCGUAAGAACAACCACGAUUGAUCUGUUCCAAAUUGGAUUUCUCAGUGAGAAGACUCAAGAGUCCUGUUCGAAGGACGCGAGAUCACUUUUAUCGAACCUGACGAGCAAAUAUCCUACUCUCUUAUCUGACAUAUUGCGUAAAUUGAAGGAUAAUUUCGUAUCAGUUGGAAAGCGAAGCUUAUAUUUAUUCACCGAACUGAAAAUAGGGAUGUGGGUGCCACAGCAGCAAGACAUGGAAAUCCUAUCUAUUUGGCUGCAUCAACAUCCUUUAACUUCGUCCGAGAGCCAUUUGGCUCGAUUGAUCCUUACACAUUUAAAUUGGGCCUUCGAUGAAAAGGACAGUUUGUUUCUUCCGAUUCAUCUACACCGACAAGUAGCGUUGCUGAUUGUCGAGCUUGUGAUCAAAUAUACGCCUGACAAUCCAGCGCAGACUGCUUCGUUGUUAGCCGAAGGUGUGAAACAGGUGUCAUCGAUGGUGAGACCACAGAACAGCGAGCAGGCGUUCAGUCUGUGGGCUUGGGAGAUGGUGAAUAGACUGAGGCUUCAUCAGUUGGAUCAAUCGGAAGCCGUGUGUCGGCACACCAUAUCGAACCCGGCCGAGGGUCUCGCUAACGUGCCCAACAUGGAAUCCGACUCUUUCCUAGACAUCUUGAUGAGAGGAGUGCGCGAGAAGCAGCCAAUCGCUUGCUAUGUCUCCAUGCUAAUGACCCUGUGGGGCCAUUCAGUGCCAUUGAUCUGUGUUGAGGGCUUCAGCCAGCUGCAGACUCUGCAGUGCUACUACAAAUACGAGCAGGUGCUGGUGUGCCUAUACCGCACGGUGCCGUUGUUUCUCGAUUGUCCAGAAUCGUUGCUGAAGAACGACAAGUUUGUCAGUCUGAUAGUACCACUUAUUACUGCCGACCGCACGUACAUGAAGAUGGCGAAGAACCUGAUCGCCCCGGAGUUCCCCGGACCGAUCCUUAAACAGUUUGCCUAUAUGAUAGAGUCGCAUCUGCACCAUUACAAACGAUAUUGUUUGUACAGUCCAGAACGUUUCGUACACUUAUGGCUGAACGUACUGAUAUUGGUCCAGGAUUGGAAUAAAGACCAUAGUGUGAUGUAUCUGAUGGAUACCGUGAUUCGUGCGGCGUUCUUUCAUCUAGACACCAGAGCGACGAUGAGGAACAUGUUUCAAAAUCUCUUUUGCAAUAUAGCGUCGAAUCGGACACCAGGAUCAUUCGGAUCCUUCCUGAGCUGGGCAACAGGAUCCUCUAACUCGGCAAGCCUCCUCGGCGGAACCGUCCAGGCGAUAUGGCUCGCGCAUCAGGUCUUGUUGGCGGAAGAGUACGACAGGGAGAUGAAAACCGGGCUUUGGCGCGAGAUCCUGCGAGAACUGUCCAUACAGUCCAAGAUAUCUUUGGACACUGCGCUCAAGAGAGCUUGUGCGACGGUGAAAGUGACACCAUUUGGAGUGAGUCACUUAGCUAUCUACCGCUGGUCCCAGCAGGCCCUCGACACACCUAUGGAUCAUCCACUUCUGCCUCUCUUGUGGCAAAACUUCUUCAGUUUAUUCCUCGCACGAAUUCCUACAAUCGCCGGAUCCACGGGUCAGGGCGGAGUCGGGGAAAAUUUCUUCGAGGGGAUGAUGAAUCUGAGCUAUAUGAAGAAGUUGAAGAAACGUCUGCAUGAGACGACGGAACAUUUCCAAUUGAAAGGGGAGAAGGACACAGACAACGGGAAACCGAUGACAGAUGAACGGCGUAUAUUUUACUUCAGUGUCGCAAAGUUCUACAAAACAUUGAGCCUUUGGUUGGAGGAACCUCGUCUUCAGGAGCCGGCGUGUUAUUUCCCAGCUCUGCCACCGCAAUAUAUGCCGCAGAGACUGAUCUCGCUGGUGCAGGGAGACCGAGCGCCCUGGCUUGAAUACGUCGAUCACUGGACAGUGGAACAGAGUCAGUUGAAGGCUGUCUUCGAGUGGGAACGAGCAACAUUCCGCGACCCUGAAAAUCACCUGAGAUAUUCCCAGUCUCCAAACGCCACGGAAGCGGUCGACCCUCUUCGCCGGAUAUUCCGGCGAUUGGGCUCCUACGAAUCACCAGUGCCACCGCCAGCCCUCAGUCGCAACCAACCGGUGCUGGGCUGCGUGGCUCGAGAAAGUCUCUACAACGUCACAGCAGUGAUUGAUCUCGUCAAGCCGCACCUCAGGGUCGUUCUGGACUACGCGCAGACAUACAACUUGAUGGUUUCCGAGCACACCGCGGUGGACUGCAGCUUCCUGGAGCUGGUGCCGACGCUCUAUCGAAUCUUCGAGAAUCAGGUGACUCUGCACGCUCUCUGCGACCCCGCGCCGCCGGGUCAGAGGCGCUCCAGAUCAGGCACACCACCCACAGUGCACUGUGCGGGUCCUGCGAUCAUCAGGAUCAAGGUUGCAGAGGCUCAUGUCAACGAAGGUGUGGAUCACAUGAUAACCCAGAAUCGGGCAGAGUAUGAGAAUUUGUUGGUGAAAGCCAGUCAACCGCCGCCUAGCAAAGUCACUCUGGGCUGUGUUUUCAUCGAUCAUUUGAUCGCAAUGCUGGAGCACGAAUUAACCGUCAGUCGCACCAACGAGAACGGCGCGGUGUUGCAAAAGGUGCAAGAGAGCGGAGUCGAGCUGUUUUACUACCUGGUGGAUUCCUACACGGAAGAAGCAGCGUUGUGCCCACCUACAAAACAGCUUAUUACUACUUGCUUGGAGAAGUUGGGCCGGUUAUUCAUCAGUGGAGAGGAGAUUCGAGGCCCGCAAUUAUUAAGCACGAUCAUACAAAGGCCGAAUCUCGGUGGCCUGUUGGGCCCACACUUCACACCCGUCGCCGGAGGAGCUUCCACAUUCUUGCAGAUGUAUCAGACUGUCGUAGAGCUGGCUAGUGGCUUGAACGUCGACUUGUGCUUUGUGUUGCUCUCGAAAUUCGACGUAGGCAGCUGGUUGAACUAUCGCCGUCCGCGAUUGAGCGAGAGGUCCACUUUUAUAGAUUUAAUUUCCAAAGCAUUGUGCAACAUCGGUCUGAAUCCCGAGGAGGAGAAGCUAAUGCUACACGAACUCUUCCGGAAUCACCUACGUCUCAUCCUUUUGCACGAGUUCCCCGAGCACUACGGCGAGGUGUUGAGUGCAGUGUUGAGAGGAUCCGAGAGUCAGAAUUUGUCUCUGGACGUGUGGCGCGAUUUGCUGGGAGCUCUCAGCGGAAAACCGAAGAGCAGCGCGCCCAUACAUCCGUCAAAGAUCAGAGACGAGGUCAGGCAUUACGCGACGGAACAGAGACUGUUAUCUCGCCAAGAGAUGCACGAUACCGCUGUGCUUUUGAGCCGACACUUCAUGAAGGAGAGGCUGCAGUACGGGCUAUACGGGCUCUAUCCGAAAUACAGGGUUUACAACGAGCCGUUAACCAUAUUUCUGGGUAUGGUCGGUCACGCCCUAGUCGUGCUGACUCUUCAAGCUGAUCGAGGGUCGCUCGCUGAUCAACUGUGCGAGAAGAUUUGGCCAGUGUUGAGCGAGAUGUACGCACCGUGGAUCACUCCGUACUGGACGAGGAACCUGCGUGAGCCGACAGCGGCGUGGAUUCAGCAGCUGACGGACGACCGAUCGGUGCUACUGCCAUGGAUCAUCACCGACGGUCCUUACGCGAAUCGGACGAUGGCGAUGUUCGCGGAAUGCGUCCGCUUCAUCGUCGACACUAUGCCAGCGUCCAGCAAGAUCCUCAGCUUUGUGUGGCAAUUCUACGUAACAAACUACGCGCACGCGUCCGUCAAGGAACACGUGCUGAACGUGGUACACGGUAACUUCCUCUCUCUGCCGUGGGAUCGCUUUUACCCCAGCGCCAACGACGUUGACUUGAUGAUCAAGGUUGUCGAUCAAUAUCUGCCAGACUGCCACCUGUUCCUCGGCAGUGUUUUCACUUGCGUUAAUUGGUCCGUCUGGGUCAGCGAGUUAAUGGCCAUACAGUCAAUGCCAGUCGCCGCCAGGAUGCACGUCUGCCUGUUGAACCUGUUGGUGAAACUGUCCAAUGAACCUAAUGUCAGGCAGAACGAGAAAGCGGUGCAGCUAGUUGCCGAGUCCGAAUGCUUCUCCUGGCACUUGAUCGAUGCUGCAGCGUACGAUCAAGUGAUUAAUUGGCACGUGAUGAGCUGCGAUCCCAGGGUAAUUCUUUGCCUGGAGGUGGACUAUACUCAUCCCAUUGACACGGCUGUGAACAGUUUGCUAAAAAUAGCGGCGGGCUAUGAUCCCACGGUGAAGUAUUUUCAUCCCACUACCCUGAAGAAGAGGCAGAUGUACGUGCGCUCUUCGGUCAAAUUGUUGAUCAACUGCACCACGAGACACAAGUCUCUUCUUUCGACCAACAGCAAAGCGUUCAACGUUGCGUUGUCGCGAAUGCUCGACGACAUGGAGAUCGUUAUCACUAGUACCGUCUCCGAGUCGCAACAGGUUGCCGAAGCCGGUCUACUAAUCACCGAGUUCUUGCACUCGAUGAAUCAGAGCACGGCGUUGAGCGAGCAUUUCCGUACGAGUUGGACAGCGUGGCUGCUGGAGCGAACAGCCAGCAGUCCAGUGCUGAUGGGAGUGCUGAGGGUGAUCGGGAUUGCGGUUGCUUCCUCGUCCAUCCUGGGCCAUCUUAUGGAGGCAGCCUUGGAGGCGUACUUCAAGUAUAACGUAACGGACGACGUUCGGCCUACAUGGGCGGCGGUGCUGAUGGUGUUGCAGUCCGUAGUACCUCGUCAGCCGCCGUUGGAAUCUAUACUAGUGUCAGAAGGUAGAUUGUUAGCUCUCUAUUCCGUAUUGCUGAAGAGACUUCCGUCCUGUCAGGAUAUCCGAGAAGAAGGCAUGCUUCUGAUCAAUCUGGUGGAUUGGAUCAGUGCCAUUAAAACCACGGAUAUCGCGGAGGAGAAAUUGCCUCUGUUAUGGGCGAAGGCAUGCGAGCUGGCCUACAGGCAGUGUCAGUACAGCGAGAAUACAGUGAUAGCUGCCAGAGCACUGAAGGGGCUGUCACGAGCGUUGCUGACGGUAGCGGAUGACGCGGGACAAGGAUGGGGCAUCCUGGGCGCUAUCGGACUGAGGAAAGGUUCUCAGCUCACCGUACGGUGCAAGUUCCUAAGUCGCGCUACGGCUGUCUACUGCCUGGCGCAGUUACCAGAAUCCAAGUCCGACCAACAAUUAGUGAGAUAUACUCCGCACUCGCCCGGUGUAGCGCCCACGAGGUCGACUGAUCCGGACGCGAUGGAGAUUCGACCGAGUGUGGAGGCUGUGAAGGCGAUGCAGAGUUUGGAGGGGCUGCUGUUGAACAAGCAGUACGCAGAGCUGCGUGGUGACGUGGAGAGGGCCGUCCGACUCGUCAGGGACUCGGCCAACUCACUUCACAACGCCGUCGAGGUCGUCGGCUCCCUCACCACAGAGCUCUACAAUCAAAGAUACCUGCACGUGCUGACAGAGUGAUAAUAGUUUUACGUAGACUUAAUGACGAGCUGUUGAUGAGAGCGUUUCGAAUCACUUUAACUAAACGCAUGACGCGAGUGUUUCGUGUUACAUUUCAAGUGUUAUCGGAAAGGAUUCCUCGAGGUCUCGAUACGAUCAGACAGAUGUCUCGGCAGAUUUAAAAGUUUGACGAUUCUCAGAGAAAUAGUCUUUCGAAAUGUUUCAAAAUGCAUGAAAUAUUCCUGACCUCUCGAUUUCGACGAGACGCUUGAAAUGACGCGAAACUUCAGGGUAAUUGAAUCACUACUGACUGAAAAUAAAAUAUAUAUGUUCGUCACUAUGUAGAUCUCAUCAAACGAUCACGUUUAAAUUGAAUGCCUAAUAUCUUUAACGAAAUUAAAGAUUGACGCGAUUGCGUUAUAAUUGUGUAUUCAUAUCCGGUGUCAAUAACAUAUAUUGAGUCAAAAUGACUCGCUUGCUUACUUGUAGCGAUAUUCAAUUAACAGUUCUUAUCUUCAAUGCACAAUGGCGCAGUCUUCAAGGCGCAUAAUGGGAAUUUAUGUAUCUAUUUUGCCUUCUUAUUGUAUAAAUCUUUCAGAGAUUUAGAUCAAUAUGUGGUCAGGCGAGAUGCUUUUUCUCCAACUUUGACGUUUCAUUUGCUCGCCUUACUUAAUCUUUCUUUUAUUGCAGUAUAUAAAAAUAUUUUUAUUUAAUAAGUAUUGACAAAUAUUUUAUAAAAAUAUUACAAAUCUUUUUAUAUACCGCAUUUACAUAUUAAGUGUACAACUUAAUCGUCGAUCCCUACAUUUAAUCAACGCCUACAGCACAUAUUCAAAUUUAAAUGCUUUUCCCGCAAUUCUUCUUCCGAAGCGGAUUUUGUCAGUUAUUUAAAAGAUGGCAAAGCAUGUAGAGAGUAACGGAAACUAUUUCAAAGGUUGAGAGAUUAUUCAUUUUUUUGUAAAUAAACAAUAUAUUUUCUUUAAAAAGACCGAGAAUUAAGUUGUACAUCUAAUAACUUCUGUGCAUUCAAUUUAAACACGAUUAUAUAUAUAUAUAUAUAUAUAUAUGGAUUGUCAUUAGCGAUAAAAUGAGUAAUAUAUAGUUAUUUAUGUAAUAUAAAAUUUAUUAUGCACUCGCGCCGCUCCCAAACACAAUUCGCAUAAUCGAUGAUUUGUUACUGAUGUUACAGAAAUUAUGUGUUCAAUUAAUUUCUGUGUAAAUCGCAUUAGAGUUUUGGCAAUACAAUUAACAGAUCAAGGUUAAUAUUUUUCAAUCGCACAAGCACAAUAAUUGUUAAAAAGAAAAUAUCAAUUAACAAAUAAAUCUAAUUGAAUUUGUUGACCGAA